AAGCGCAACAAGUGGGCGCUUGUAUUGUUCCACGACUAUAUAAGGUGUACCUGGGUCUCUACGACCGGCAGAAUAGCAUCUGAUCGUGGAUCAUGGCAAACAUGAGGCUCCUUCUUCCAUUUUGUUGUCUCCUCCUCUCAGCAUCCGCCAUUCCAACGUACGGCCCGUACGCCGGUGCCGGCAUAUACCACGGACCUCCAGCACCCCUAGCUCAAGAUGGAAGAGUAAUCGACACGCCGGAAGUGGCUCACGCAAAGGCAGCACACCUCGCAGCGUACGCCGUGGAGGCUGCGAAGGCUUCACCCGUGGGAUACGGGGAUUAUUCCGAUGGAAAAUACGAGGAGUACAUAAGUCCCGUGCAGAACGCGUACCACGGUCCUCCAGCGCCAUUGGCUCACGAUGGCCGCGUGAUCGACACGCCGGAAGUUGCGCACGCUAAGGCUGCGCACUUGGCUGCGCACGCGGACCAACUUUCGAAGAUCGUUCAACAUUAUCCUCAGAUCCAUUGGAUAAGAUAUAGGAAUAACGAGGACGUCGGAAUUGCAUCCGCGAUGACGGGCGUCCACGUGCUAGUGUCGCAUAGCUGGCAAUCGAGUUUUAUUCCUGACGAGGUUACGGGACACGAUGUCAUUGUUAAUGCCUGGGGUGGGGCACCUUAUACUAACGCAGCCUGUACCCCUAUAAAUUGGACGAUCGACGAUAGUGGAUCUAAAGCUCUUUUGAUAGUCGCUGGAUCGACGUGUUCUGAGCUUCGACAGGAUGAUCCGGUACCUUUGUAUCAACAAAAUUUUUCUUGUCCUCAGAUUCUUCUUUUUGUCACCUUGCACGUGGUUUGCUGUGCACCACAGUGGUAUGGCGGUGGUCAUCCUGGAGCGUAUGGUGGCCACGCAGCCCCAGCGCCAUUAGGACCCGACGGAAGAGUGGUAGACACACCGGAAGUGGCACAGUUGAAGGCAGCUCACUUAGCCGCGCUAGCUGACGCCAAUGCUAGGGCGCCCAAAGGCCCCGGGGGCCCUGGUGGCCCUUAUCCCGGCCCUGCUGGUCCCUAUGCACCUGGAAACUAUGGCGCACACUACAGUGGACCCCCAGCUCCAUUAGGCCCUGACGGUCGCGUAGUAGACACCCCAGAAGUCCAACAAGCGAAAGCGGUGCACUUCUCUCUGUUCAACGCCGAAGCGCAACGUCCCGCUCCACCGGCACCCGGUCCCCACAACCCAUCAUGGAACCCCUCAGGCGCCUACAAUCCCUCCUGGAACGGAAACAGUUGGAACCAGUAUUAG
Molecule: messenger RNA, 1280 nt
Organism: Megachile rotundata (alfalfa leafcutting bee)
Lineage: Eukaryota; Metazoa; Arthropoda; Insecta; Hymenoptera; Megachilidae
Product: pupal cuticle protein-like
Source: RefSeq, a predicted model, not a curated record